Prorocentrum cordatum is the source of this 774-nucleotide messenger RNA. The record is from the annotation of a GenBank genome assembly. Lineage: Eukaryota; Dinophyceae; Prorocentrales; Prorocentraceae.
CUCUCUUGCGUGUAGCCGAUUUCCGCCCUCCGCUGAUCUAGUUUUGGGAGCUGCUUCGUGGCCGCUCGGGUUCGGUGCUUGGAAUCUCACAUGCCGGUGAGUCCCCAAGGGAUCGGCGCGUCUGUGUGACGGCGCUUCUGGGCAUUUCGGUUUCAAUGAUCAUGAAAUAUUUCGACAAUGUGGUUAAGUGUUUUGGUGGUUCGCUGAUUCUCUAUACCACCACCCUUACGAGCAUGCUGUUGUUCGGCUCCAAAGUGGACGCUGCAUUUAUCCUUGGCCUCCUGGUCUACUCGAUCAGCAGCUACUUCUACGCUGGGGACCACAUCGGGAAGCUCAGCACCUACGAGAGGUACGCCGACGAGAUAGAGGCCCUGGUGAGGACGAAGGAGCGCGGCGCCGCGGAGAUGGCGCGGCUCAAGGCCGCAGAGGCGGCGGCCGCGGAGGUCGAGGCAGCGGCGACCAUCGGCAAGAGAGCCUCCGGCGGCGACGAGGACGCGAGGACGCCGUGAGGCACGCCGCGCCGUGCCGCUCUGGCGGAGGCCGCCCUGCCUAUACGUUCUUGUGACCGAGGGAAGAACCGCGCUGAGCAUGACGAAGACGGCGCGCUUGUCGAGACCGACUCUUGUCAAGGUCCAGGCCAGGCGUCGCCGAUUCGCGAGGAUGGAUUGCGGCUCGGCCAUGGCCAAGGUGGGCGGUGGCGAGGCUCCACACGGACGGUUCCGCGUGCAGUUUUGGUCAUUGUGUUCGUUUUUCCCCUCCAUACAAAGUCUGUAG